AUGGUUCAGUUUGCCGUGGAUGAGGAGUCUCCAGCGGAACUGUCCCUGCUCCCCACGCCCAGUCGCAGGCUGCUUAAUCUCGUUUUUGUUUUAAAAGGCGCUCUGGUAGCGAACCUUGCGCGCGUGCUGGGAGCCCAUUGGCCGGGCUGCCGCCCGCGGAGCCAAUCAGGGUUCGCUACGGGUCCCCGGGGCACCUGGGGGCCAAAGGACCUCAUUUCCUCGUUGGACCCAAAGGCGGUUGGUGCCACAGUGCGAGUUCCAGACUACCAGGCCCCAGCCCCAGCCGGCUUAAGGACCGAGAUAAUGGAUGAACCGUCCACCCCGCCCUUCGACCCCCGCUUUCCCAACCAGAACCAGACCCGCAACUGUUACCAGAACUUCGUGGACUUUCACCGCUGUACCAGGAACAUGAAGAGGAGGGGGAAGGACACGGCCCCCUGUGACUAUUACCGCAAGGUCUAUCACUCGCUAUGCCCGCUCAGCUGGGUGCAGCGCUGGAACGACCAGAUCCAGGAGGGCACCUUCCCCGGGAAGAUCUGAAGGCCCGGCCCGGCCCCGCGCUCGGAAUAAAGCGAUGUCGUACACCCA
This is a messenger RNA of Antechinus flavipes (yellow-footed antechinus), 588 nucleotides long. RefSeq lists its product as uncharacterized. The transcript is spliced from 5 exons. The coding region runs from base 1 to 540 and encodes 179 amino acids. NCBI's taxonomy places the organism in Eukaryota, Metazoa, Chordata, Mammalia, Dasyuromorphia, Dasyuridae. Gene Ontology annotation, cellular component: mitochondrial crista; respiratory chain complex IV; mitochondrion. The record is from RefSeq and is a predicted model, not a curated record.